CCGACUUACAUCAGUAAAAUUAAAUAAAUUCCCGCAGGAUGGCUGGACUAAAGAUCUGAUCAACGAUACCGUGCUGGGUCCCCGUCAGAAUGUUUCUCUGGUCAUGCAUUUUGCUCAUGGGGUGCCCUCGCUCUGGGUUUCUGUACUUUGCCAAAUGAACACGAUGUUUUGGCGUUCCGCUUUGUCGCGCGUUAGUCGUCAGGUCACCAUUCUUCUUCUCAAGUGUUGCAAUAUCGCCUGCGGAACGACCAAAGCCUUGUAUUGACCAUUAAAUACACAUCUAUGGUUGUGGGACUUACGAUGUACCGGCGCUAUUCAGGUGUACUAUUCACGGGGACAACCAUGCGUUGUACUAGCUCGGGACCCCCAGCUAUCUUCCAGCGGCCCAUCGCCACAUCCAGCUUACUAUCCACAAUUCCCAGGGGUGCCACUCAUACUAGAAUGGAAGGACUCGUGGAUACUCUUCAAGACAAACUAACCAUAGCUGCCAACGUUGAGCAAAGAACGGAUAAUAGCACAACUCGGUUCUUAGCGCUGAGAGACAUACAACAUCAACGACCCAAAUACUCUCAGCUCGAUCCUCUACAGGAUAACAUAGUUUUCCAGCUCGUCGACAUAGAGUCGUCACAAUGGUCGCAUGAAAGUAGGGACGUGUUGAUGUACGGUGUUACAGAGUCCGGAAACACCGUUUUGGCAACCGUAACCGGUUCUAGACCAUACUUUUACCCGUAUCCAAAAAAAUUACAGCUACGCGACAAUACUGUAGCUACUGCAUAUAUCGAUCCACAUACGGACAUUGCGACAUGCUUUUUGGCCGACCGUCAGCUACCAGGCAUGGGAGGCUGGAUUGAAUGUCCUGCUGAGACUUAUGCGCUCACGGAAACAAGCGAUCAAGUCUCAAGAUGCCAGAUCGAGCUGACCAUCCCUCAUAACGCGUUGAACGCGUCCGAUUCGAGAAUCCCGGACGCUCCGCUUAGGAUUCUGUACUUUGAUAUCGAAUCCAUGACACGAGAAGAUCCCAAGAAACCAGGGAAAUUCAUUUCCGAGUCUUUACAGGAUCCCGUCAUACAGAUAUCCAAUGUAGUUUCGCACCUAGGGACCAAGGACCCGUUCUUGCGUGUCAUUUUUACUGUCGGUUCGUGCGAUCCCAUCGAGGGAGCUUAUGUUCGAUCGUAUACCUCAGAGAGAGAGAUGCUAGCUGCCUGGCAGGAAUUCAUCCAUGAUAUAGAUCCAGAUGUCAUGACCGGCUGGAAUAUCUUAAAUUUCGACCUAGAUUACCUGAUCACUCGGGGCCGUCAACUGGGUUUUGACCUGAUACUGGGACGGUUGAAAGCCGGCCCUCCGACCUCCUCGGAACCUCAAACAUGGUAUAGCUUAAAAUAUAAAGACUGGAUGGGCCGAACGGUUGCCAUUCCAGGCAGAGUAGUGCUUGAUAUGUUCCGCCACUUUGCUUGCAAUCAUGAUAAGUUCCGUCUCCGGAGUUAUAAGCUCAGAAACGUCGCUGCCAGGUUGCUACGCGAGCCCGGGAUGCUGAAAGGGGAUGUUGCAUACAGCGAUAUACCGAAGCUACAAGCUGGCCCAGAUGCUAACUCCUCUACUCGACGAGAACUGGCAGUGUACUGUCUUCAGGAUUCGUAUAUACCCCUCGUACUCCAACAUAAAUAUCGCAUUCUGGAAGAGUAUAUUGAGAUGGGAAAGACAAAGCGCAUGUUAUUCCGUCAUAUGAUGUAUCGAAAGCGUCUUGUUGAAAAGCUCACAAAAUCGACCUAGACACCCACAGACUAUUUCAUCAUCGGACGUUCUGAAAGUGUUUACGCUCAUAUAUCACGGAUGAAUACCACUAUAUAUUAGCACUAGCAACGAAUAUCAC
Messenger RNA from Guyanagaster necrorhizus, 1870 nucleotides. Its product is annotated as ribonuclease H-like protein. The record is from RefSeq and is a predicted model, not a curated record. The transcript is spliced from 10 exons. Gene Ontology annotation, biological process: base-excision repair, gap-filling; nucleotide-excision repair, DNA gap filling; DNA replication proofreading. NCBI's taxonomy places the organism in Eukaryota, Fungi, Basidiomycota, Agaricomycetes, Agaricales, Physalacriaceae. Gene Ontology annotation, molecular function: 3'-5'-DNA exonuclease activity; DNA-directed DNA polymerase activity; nucleic acid binding. Gene Ontology annotation, cellular component: delta DNA polymerase complex. The coding region runs from base 343 to 1770 and encodes 475 amino acids.